Neoarthrinium moseri is the source of this 1797-nucleotide messenger RNA. RefSeq lists its product as uncharacterized. Gene Ontology annotation, molecular function: serine-type carboxypeptidase activity. The transcript is spliced from 2 exons. The record is from RefSeq and is a predicted model, not a curated record. Bases 1 to 1797 code for a protein of 598 amino acids. NCBI's taxonomy places the organism in Eukaryota, Fungi, Ascomycota, Sordariomycetes, Amphisphaeriales, Apiosporaceae. Gene Ontology annotation, cellular component: fungal-type vacuole. Gene Ontology annotation, biological process: proteolysis.
AUGAUAUCACUUCUGCGCCUGCUCCGACUAAUUGGAGUUGGGGCUUGCGGUAUUUCUGCGCAGUUUGUGACGCCGCCCGACGACCUCAUUCAGUCAAUAGGGUAUGCCGGUGUUCCAGUCCGGUUCAAAGAAGUGCCUGCGGGGAUUUGCGAGUUGGACCCGAAUGUAAAGAGCUUCUCGGGUUACGCGGACGUCGCCGAUGAUCAGCACAUAUUUUGGUGGUUCUUCGAAGCUCGCGGUAUUAACCCGGAAUAUGCUCCGUUGACGGUGUGGAUAAAUGGAGGCCCAGGCUCUAGCUCAAUGCUUGGACUUUUCCAGGAACUCGGUCCCUGCGGUGUAGAUUACUUCGGGAACAUCUACAGCAAUCGGAAUUCGUGGACCAACGCGAGCAACGUGCUUUUCAUCGACCAGCCGAGCCAAGUCGGGUUUUCAUAUUCAAACCCUGUACCGGCGUACGAGGAGGACGGAAACAUAAUCGUACUCCCUGACCAGACCUGCCCUGAGCAUUUACCGACACCUUCAACAUGCGGCACCUAUUCGAGCCCUAAUAUCACGCUCACGGCAAACUCGACUGUUGGAGCAGCGCAGGCAUUUUGGAAAACGUUACAAGGGUUCCUGGGGACUUUCCCGGAAUACUCGGAGAAUGGUCUUCAUCUUGCUACCGAAAGCUAUGGUGGUCAUUAUGGGCCUAUCUUCAGCUCAUUCAUCGAGAGACAGAACGAUUUGGAUAUUCCUGGAGCGAAAAGGAUACAGUUCGAGACGUUACUGGUUGGAAAUGGCUGGUUUGAUCCCAUUAUUCAGUAUCAAGCCUUCUACAACUUCACCGUAAGCCCGGGAAACACUUACGACUACGCCCCAUUCAACGCGUCAACAGAGUCUUUGGUAUUUGACAACUUAUAUGGACCCGGGAAUUGCCUGGACCAACUGCGAGAAUGCAAGAGCACCGGCCUCAACAGCGUCUGCUCGAAAGCCGACGAUUUUUGCAUGCAGCACGUGGAGGACAUCUACCGAGAUGCGCUCAGUCGGGACGUAUAUGACAUCCGGGAGUUAUCCCCGGAUCCAUUCCCGUACAAGUUCUUCGUCGACUAUCUCAACACGCCUAAGGUACAGAAAGCGAUCGGUGCCUACACGAACUUCUCGGCGCACAGCGACACAGUAUAUGAGGCCUUCAGUACGACAGGGGACGAUGCCCGAGGAGUAAAUAGUAUUGAGAACAUCCAAUUUUUACUCAGCCGGAACGUUACAGUAGCACUGUAUGCUGGCGACGCGGAUUUCGACUGCAAUUGGAUCGGAGGCGAGGCAGUGGCGUAUGAGAUCCUAGCCCCCGGCUUCAACAACGCUGGGUACGAGAACUUCACUACCCGUGACGGUGAUGUUCAUGGACAAGUCAAGCAGACAGCGGGGUUCAGCUUCACUCGGAUCUACGAAAGCGGCCACAUGGUGCCUUUCUACCAACCACUGGCCGCACUUGACCUGUUCGAACGGACGAUUUCCCGGACUGACAUUGCGACCGGCACUCAGAACGCCAGCUCCGUUUACCAGUCCACGGGGCCGCCCAAGAGUCUGUACCGCGAAGGCAAUGCGACCAUGCAAUGGAAGACGGUCUCGACGGACAAGACUUACGACACCGAGGCCAACCGACCCGGCAAGGCCUGGGUAAAGCUCCCAGAUGAGAGCGAGACACUGAUAGACAGCGAUUAUCAGCGACAGUAUCCGUUUCAGAACUUUCGAGGAGAAGAGGAUAUGAGCGCCUGGCGUCGUCUUUUGGAGUAUUUCAUUUAUGUCUUUUAUUCUUGA